Messenger RNA from Fraxinus pennsylvanica, 3204 nucleotides. The record is from the annotation of a GenBank genome assembly. Lineage: Eukaryota; Viridiplantae; Streptophyta; Magnoliopsida; Lamiales; Oleaceae.
AUGCUGCAGAGCAAGUCAUUCGUCAGGAAAACAAAGCAAGGCAAAGUAAUUAAGGUGGUGAGGGAACACUAUUUGAGAGAUGAUAUAUAUUGUGGAGCUCCAUUUUGCAAUGUGUGCGAUGUUUCAGCAGCGAGGCUGAGCUCCAAUGCCUCCACUAUUCUCAUUGUUGAUACUAAUGUUGUCCUCCAUCAGAUUGAUUUGUUGGAAAAUCCAGCGAUAGAGGACGUGGUGGUGCUAUCCAUUGUGUUGGAGGAGGUCAAGAACAAGAAUCAUGUUGUAUAUAAUAGACUUCGAGCCCUUUGCAGCAAUCCACUACGAAGGUUCUUCGUGUUUUCCAAUGAAUACCACAAGGAUACAUUUGUGAAAAUUGAAACUGGUGAAAGUCCAAAUGAUAGGAAUGAUAGAGCUAUUCGGGUGGCAAGCCUAUGGUAUCAGAAUCACCUUGGUAGUACUGUGCGAGUCCUCCUUAUUACAAAUGAUAGAGAGAACAAGAGGAAGGCAACCAAGGAGGGCAUAUCUGCAGAGACAGUUGAAUCAUAUGUAAAAUCACUUGGUCAACCAUCAUUGCUCGACCUGAUUGUUCAGCCUCCCUCUGAAGAUGUUGCAAUGGAGGAUGUCGAAGAUUUGAGGCCCUCAAAGAGAAAAGUAAUAUAUCCUGAGCAUAAGCCCAUGUCAGAAAUUACUGCUGGUUUGCAUCGUGGAAUUUACCACCAAGGGAAACUGCGUGUUAAUCGUUUCAAUCCUUUUGAAGCGUAUGUUGGAAGUGAAAGUAUUGGUGAGGAAAUCAUUAUAUGUGGGCGUGCGAACAUGAAUAGGGCUUUUGAUGGUGAUGUAGUGGCCGUGGAACUUUUGCCUCGAGAGCAGUGGCAAGAGGAGAAGUCUCUUGUAAUAGCUGAUGAAGAUGAUGAGGAGGAAGAUGACGUUCAUUUACCUCCAAACAGCACUGAUGAUGCUCCUAGAUUCACAAAUCUGGUGCAGGGUUCUGCUGAUCACGAGAAUGCUAUGCCAGCUCGUCUCUCUGGGCGUGUUGUUGGUAUUAUAAAACGCAACUGGCACUCUUAUUGCGGAUCUUUGGAGCCAAUGCGUAUGCCAGCGGGCGACGGUAGUGUUGUACAUGCUUUAUUUGUCUCCAAAGAUCGGAGAAUACCCAAGAUUCGGAUUCAAACUCGACAGCUUGGAAAUCUACUUGACAAAAGAAUCAUUGUUUCUGUUGAUUCAUGGGAUUGCUUAUCUCGAUAUCCUUCUGGACAUUAUGUGAGAACAAUAGGAGAAAUAGGUGACCGAGAGACUGAAGUUGAGGUGGUGCUGAUAGAGAAUGAUAUAGAUGCCAGACCAUUCUCCUCUCAAGUUUUGGCAUGCUUGCCACCAUUACCAUGGUCAGUGACUUCUGAAGACUUAGCUAAUCCUGUUAGGCAGGAUCUGCGUCAUCUAAGUGUAUUUAGUGUGGAUCCUCCAGGGUGCAAGGACAUUGAUGAUGCAUUGCAUUGUACAACUCUUCCAAAUGGGAAUUUUGAAGUGGGAGUUCAUAUUGCUGAUGUCACUAAUUUUGUUCACCCUGGAACUCCCCUGGAUGAUGAAGCUGCACAAAGGGGUACUUCUGUUUACCUUGUUGAUCGACGGAUUGACAUGCUUCCAAAACCUUUAACAGAAGAUAUUUGUUCACUGCGUGCGGAUGUGGAGAGACUAGCCUUUUCUGUUAUUUGGGAAAUGACCCCUGAAGCAGAGAUCAUUUCUACAAGAUACACAAAGACCAUUAUUAAAUCAAGUGCUGCACUGUCGUAUGUUGAGGCUCAGGCAAGAAUGGAUGACAGUCGGUUGAUGGAUCCUUUAACUAGAGAUUUGCGAAAUAUGAAUGCUUUAGCAAAGGUAAUGAGACAAAGACGUAUUGACAGAGGGGCCAUAACUCUUGCUUCUGCUGAAGUCAAAUUUCAAAUUGAUACUGAAACUCAUGAUCCUCUUGAUAUUGGAAUGUAUCAAAUUCGAGAAGCAAAUCAGAUGGUUGAGGAAUUUAUGCUUGCUGCUAAUGUUUCAGUUGCUGAAAAAAUUCUGAAACAUUUUCCCCUGUGUUCGUUACUAAGACGACAUCCUAGCCCAACCAAAGAGAUGCUUGAACCUUUACAGCGUACUGCUGCUGCUGUUGGUUUCUUUUUGGAUGUGUCAUCUUCAAAAGCGUUGGCUGAUUCACUAGAUAGUGCUGUGGGUGAUGAUCCAUACUUUAAUAAGCUGAUUCGCAUUCUGGCGACGAGAUGCAUGACGCAGGCAGUGUACUUUUGUAGUGGAGAUCUCAGCCCUGCAGAGUUUUCUCAUUAUGGUCUUGCUGCACCUCUGUAUACACACUUCACUUCUCCCAUAAGAAGAUAUGCCGGAAUGUAUCAAAUUCGAGAAGCAAAUCAGAUGGUUGAGGAGUUUAUGCUUGCUGCUAAUGUUUCAGUUGCUGAAAAAAUUCUCAAACAUUUUCCCCUGUGUUCGUUACUAAGACGACAUCCUAGCCCAACCAAAGAGAUGCUUGAACCUUUACAGCGUACAGCUGCUUCUGUUGGUUUCUUUUUGGAUGUGUCAUCUUCAAAAGCAUUGGCUGAUUCACUAGAUCAUGCUGUGGGUGAUGAUCCAUACUUUAAUAAGCUGAUUCGCAUUCUGGCGACGAGAUGCAUGACGCAGGCAGUGUACUUUUGUAGCGGAGAUCUCAGCCCUGCAGAGUUUUCUCAUUAUGGUCUUGCUGCACCUCUGUAUACACACUUCACUUCUCCCAUAAGGAGAUAUGCCGAUGUCAUUGUACACCGCUUGCUUGCUGCAUCAUUGGGGACAACCAAGCUCCCAGAUAUAUUCCAAAACAGACCUCUGCUUACCAGUACUGCCGACAAUCUGAAUUAUCGUCAUAGAAAUGCACAAAUGGCUAGUCGAGCGUCAGUUGAACUACAUACGCUCAUUUAUUUCAGAAAAAUGCCCACAGAUGCAGAGGCCAGAAUAGUGAAAUUAAGAUCAAAUGGUUUCAUCGUUUUUGUUCCCAAAUUUGGUAUUGAAGGACCCGUGUAUUUGACGCCGGGAGGUGAAAAGACGGGAGAAUGGUUUGUUGACGAGCAACAGCAGAAGCUUAAGAAAACCGAUGGCGGUGUUUCUUAUAGUGUUUUACAGACAGUGAGAAUUCACAUUAAUGUCACAACGCCUCAACCUAACAGGGAGAAGCUCCAACUUACCCUUAUAUGA